GGCCCAGGCCGAAAUAUCACCGGAAAUCCGGCCCGGGACGAAAUUCAUCUCACUGCUGUUAAUAAAAAAUAGUCUAGCUUCAAUGAAUAGUUAGCACAUUUCCAUAGUGCUGAGCAGGACGACGUAGUGCUGAGCAUUACGUCGUCCUGCUCAGCACUACGCCUUACUGCUCAGCACCACGUCGUCUUGCUCAGCACUACGGAGUGUAUCCACUAGUUAUAGAAAAAUGGCAUCCUUUUUUAGGAAUUGAUGAGAUGAAUUUAGGCCCGGGCCGAAAAAUCACCGGAAAUUCGGACCGGACCGAAAGUCCAGGCCGAAAAUUCCCUGGACCGAAAUUCAUGUAAACCGUUCCCAUAGGACACUAUCUUUAGCCUACUUUAAAAGCGCUACUAGCGAGUCUUCAUCAUCCUCUAAAGAGACAGUUAGGAAGCUGAACUACUCCAUACAAUUUUUUUGUGGUUAUGCUACUAUCACACAAGUCAGUAUCAUGAGAAAAAUGUUCAGUAAACUUCUGUUCUAUCUAUGGAACAAGAAACACGUCGUGAAACAGUGCAAAAAUUUCCUUCUUUGUACUUUUAUUUUUGUUAGAUUAUUACUCGUUGUGCAUGGUUCAUGGCAUUUCUUACAUGAACUUCAAACGAAAUUAUUACCAAAUACGAUCGAUUCAUCAUCGACUGUUAAUCAACAAACAAGCCUUAGUGUUGGUUUAGUAGUUAAAAAAUAUUGGAAUAAACUAUUGAAUUUAUUUACUAUACUUCAACAACAUGAGACUAAUCGUAAACGAUCACAUCAUACAACAUCAUCAAUACGAUCAAAAUCCAAUUUAAAUACUGAAAAAUAUUGUCAAACAAUUGAAACAUCAUUAGGUUCAUGUUCAUUAUGUAUUCAAUUUCAACAAUAUCUUCAUAAUUAUAGUGAAAGUAUUAUAAAUUUAUGUCAUUUAUAUAAUUUACCAUCAUCUCUUGCACAUUAUCGAUGUUCAACAUCAUCAAUAUCUGAAUGUUUAAUAUCAUUAAAUGAUAUUAAUCAUUGGUUUGAUUCUCAAUCAAAAGAUUUUGAUCGUUUAUCAAAACAUCUUGAAUAUUUAAAUAAUACAUUAAAUAAAACAAAAAAUGAUUUAGAUUUAAGUGAAAAUCAUUGUAAACAAUUAAAUGAAACUAAUAAUUAUUUACAACAAAUAAUUCAUGAUGAAAAAGAAUCAAAGAAAAAAUUAGAAGAAUUACAUACAAAUAAAUUAAUUGAAAUAAAAAAAGACAAUGAUCAAUGUCAAUUAAAUUUAAAUGAACAAAUUAAAUUAUUAACUACACAAAAAAUUAAUAUUGAACAACAAUUAAAACAAAUUACUGAAGAAUCUACUUCAAAAGGAGAACAAAUUAAAAAAUUAGGUAAACUUGUUUAG
Molecule: messenger RNA, 1399 nt
Organism: Rotaria sp. Silwood2
Lineage: Eukaryota; Metazoa; Rotifera; Eurotatoria; Philodinida; Philodinidae
Source: the annotation of a GenBank genome assembly